Molecule: messenger RNA, 803 nt
Organism: Lingula anatina
Lineage: Eukaryota; Metazoa; Brachiopoda; Lingulata; Lingulida; Lingulidae
Product: dual oxidase-like
Biological process (GO): response to oxidative stress
Molecular function (GO): peroxidase activity; heme binding
Source: RefSeq, a predicted model, not a curated record
GAGAUGGACCAACCCAGCUACUACGAUUGUGAAUCUGAAUGCGCCCUAUCUGAAUGGGGUCUACGCAAAAACAUUGUGAACGAUUUGGCUGUCAUGUAAACACACUUAUUAUGUCAUCAGUUUCAGGUAAAACCAUAUACAUCAUGGGGACUUCACGGCGGCUCGUCACCUUGUUGUUAUACGCAUUUCUAUUGAACGGAGUUGGCGGUACUGCUUACGAGAGACUGGACGGGUGGUAUAAUAAUUUGGCACACCCUGACUGGGGGACCCCAGGGACCCGCCUGCUUAGAAAAGUCCCGGCUGUGUACUCUGACGGCGUGUAUCAGCCCUCUGGCGCUGACUGGCCAAACCCACGCUUUAUCAGUGAAACGGCGCUCAAAGGGGUCUCCGGGCUACCUUCCCACAAAAACAGAACGGUAUUCUGGGCUCUGUUUGGUCAAUUCGUCAGCCUGGAGAGUAUCAAGGCCAGUGGCGCUGGGUGUCCUAGAGAGCUGACACCGGUGGCAAUCCCUAAGUGCGACGCCCAGUAUGACCGCGGGUGCACCGGGACUAAGAAAACUCCGUUUCUGAGAGCCCCCUAUGACAAGAAAUCCGGCCACUCCCCUGGCUCGCCCAGGGAACAGAUGAAUGGAGCAUCCGCCUUCAUUGAUGGCAGCGUCAUUUACAGUAAUAGUAAGGUGUGGAAUAACGCUAUGAGGACAUUUGUGAACGGCACCAUGAAGUCUCGAGAUGGAGAUGGUCUGUGGCCGGUGCUGAACACGCCGUCAGUUCCUCUGGCGAAUCCUCCUCCUGCUCGGGAACAC